Molecule: messenger RNA, 666 nt
Organism: Triticum turgidum subsp. durum (durum wheat)
Lineage: Eukaryota; Viridiplantae; Streptophyta; Magnoliopsida; Poales; Poaceae
Source: the annotation of a GenBank genome assembly
AUGGUGCGCGGGGUGGCGGACGCCUCCGAGGCCCGGGCGGCGGUGCGGGGCAGCUCCCUCCACCGCUGGCUGCAGGUGCUGCGGAAGGAGGCGCUGCAGGGGCAGGAGGUGCUCGACGCCACCAGCGACCUCUCCGCCGUCGUCGGGUCGGCCAAGAAGUUCCUCGCCGGCCUCAAGUCCCUCUUCGUCUGCAGCGCGGAGGUCGAACUCCUCACCGACGCCGUCGACGCGCUCGAGCGCCUCGCCGUCCCCGGCGCCGACCUGGACAAAUUCUUGAACGUGCUCCAGCUGGACGUCGCCAUGGACGUCGACGACGACGACGCUCCGGCCCCUGCCCCGGUCUCAGCCGCCCAUUACGUGGACCAAGGCAGCUACUCCGUCGCCACCGCGCCCGGCGCCAAGAGGAAGCGCGCGGGGAGCUCUAGCGUGGACCAGGCAGGGGACGGCGACGGCGACGCGAACGGGGAGACCGCGUCUCACUCCCACGGCCGGGGCGUCGUCGACCGCGCGUACCGUCACAAGCGCCGGGCCCUGGCGUGCAAGCGUCACACCACCAGCUCCGGACAUCCCCCCGUGGCGGUGGCGAUGGCGAUGGCCAGGGUGCGCCGCCGCAUCGGGACGCCAAACCUCGGGCAGCUGCCCUUCUCCCGGAUCUCCUUGCAGUGA